Molecule: messenger RNA, 1736 nt
Organism: Trichoderma asperellum CBS 433.97
Lineage: Eukaryota; Fungi; Ascomycota; Sordariomycetes; Hypocreales; Hypocreaceae
Gene: GSK3
Product: serine/threonine protein kinase
Biological process (GO): protein phosphorylation; signal transduction
Cellular component (GO): cytoplasm
Molecular function (GO): protein serine/threonine kinase activity; ATP binding; protein serine/threonine/tyrosine kinase activity
Source: RefSeq, a predicted model, not a curated record
CGACUGCAAAAAUACAAGAUCGGCUCGCCGCUACCGGCAACUGAAGCUUCUGCGACUCGUCGCGUUGCAAUACGUCUGCUAUUUGUUCUAGUUUUCGUUGCCCACCACGGCCCUCGCCAAGGCUCUUUCUUUGCUGCCCCUCACCUGCUUAUCGCUUGGGUGUUUCAAACCGGAUCUUCGAUAGCAUUGGCGCUCUAGUCACAGUAUACGUCGCCCAAAAUGUCAACCCACCGGCCGAAUGCUUUUAAUAGCUUGCGGAUGGGAGAGGUCAUCCGCGAGAGAGUUCAAGAUGGUGUCACGGGCGAGACUAGAGAUCUGCAGUACACUCAGUGCAAGAUUGUUGGAAAUGGCUCGUUCGGUGUUGUCUUUCAAACCAAGCUUUCACCCUCCGGCGAAGAUGCUGCCAUCAAGCGAGUUCUCCAAGACAAGCGAUUCAAGAAUCGUGAGCUCCAAAUCAUGCGAAUUGUUCGACACCCAAAUAUUGUUCAGCUGAAGGCUUUUUAUUACUCGAACGGCGAACGUAAGGAUGAGGUCUAUCUCAACCUGGUCCAGGAAUUUGUUCCUGAGACCGUCUAUCGGGCCUCUCGUUUUUUCAAUAAAAUGAAGACCACCAUGCCCACGUUGGAGGUCAAGCUGUACAUCUACCAGCUCUUCCGAGCCCUGGCCUACAUUCACUCCCAGGGUAUCUGUCACAGAGACAUUAAGCCUCAAAACCUCCUCCUCGAUCCCAACAGCGGAAUUCUUAAGCUGUGCGACUUUGGCAGUGCUAAGAUCCUGGUCGAGAACGAGCCCAACGUCUCAUACAUCUGCUCGCGGUACUAUCGUGCACCCGAGCUCAUUUUUGGUGCUACUAACUACACCACCAAAAUUGAUGUGUGGUCCACCGGAUGUGUCAUGGCCGAGCUGAUGCUUGGUCAGCCUUUGUUCCCAGGUGAAUCUGGUAUUGACCAGCUAGUUGAGAUCAUCAAGGUUCUCGGCACGCCGACUCGGGAGCAGAUUCGCACCAUGAACCCCAACUACAUGGAGCACAAGUUCCCGCAGAUUAAGCCGCACCCCUUCAACAAGGUCUUCCGAAAGGCUGAUGCCAAUGCUAUCGAUCUUAUCUCCCGAUUGCUGGAGUACACGCCAACCGAGCGUCAGGCUGCCGUUGACGCCAUGGUGCACCCCUUCUUCGACGAGCUCAGGGAUCCUAACACUAAGUUGCCAGAUUCCCGCCAUGGAACUGGUCAACUGCGAGACUUGCCAGAUCUCUUUGACUUCACUCACCACGAACUCUCCAUCGCCCCCCAGCUCAACCAGCUUCUCGUACCAGCGCACAUGAAGCCCGUUCUAGCGGCCCGAGGACUUGAUAUUGACAACUUCACGCCGAUGGCGAAGCAAGACAUGCUGGCCAAAUUGGACUGAGCCACAUGCCGGCUAGAUGGAGUUUGGUAGGCUACUGCUGCACUCGUCGAAGCGCUUGGUGUCUCUGGAAAAAUAAAUCCUGUUCUCGCUCCAGUGCGGAGCUUUGGGUGAUGCCGAGGGUAAUGGCUCGCUGCUAUACUUAGGCCAUGCUGAGAGAAUGGCGGAUGGGAUAUACGCCCAAAGCUUUUGCUGUGUUGGAGCCUACGUGCUCAGCACCAGGGGACAGGCGAGAUGGUUUUUGCGGUCUGUUGUGGAAAGGAGGGCUUCGGAAAUUGUCUCAAAAUUGGCAAGGAAUGGAGGCGUUUUAUUUUUGUUUUGGUCCCCUAAAAACC